AUGGGACUUCUAACAUUAUUGAAGAAGAAGAGAUCACCAUCACCACCACCACCUCGUCAAACGCCUCCAUUAGAAUUCAGAAUAUACUGUCAUAACAUUAGACAAGAUACUCAAAACUUGCAGCCUAAUGAACAACCAUGGCAUAAACGUAGACAAGGCGUUAGUGCAUCGAUAUUUCACAAUUCCCAAAAACAUCCCCAAUUGCCUUUCAUUGUAGGCCUUCAGGAAGUUAAACACAAUCAAUUGCAUGAUAUACUCUUUUCCUUAGGUUCAGAAUGGACAUAUUUUGGUGUGGGAAGAGAUGAUGGUAAAACUAAGGGGGAAUUCUGUCCCAUAUUAUAUAAACCAAGCGAAUGGCAGCUUGUUAAAGGAGAAACCCUUUGGUUAAGUACAACACCUGAAAAACCUUCAAAAAGUUGGGAUAGUGCUUGUGCUAGAAUAUUGACCAUAGUGGAAUUACGUCAUAAACUGGGGAAUUUAGUCAAAAUCAUAAAUACCCAUUUUGACCAUAAAUCUUCCAAAGCAAGACUUAACAGUGCUAAGAUGGUACUUAAGUCGAUAGACCCUGAAGAGAAUGUGGUUGUUUGUGGGGAUUUGAACAGCGAUCGAGAGGGAGAGAGUUAUAAUGUUCUCAGUUCAAGUUUCCUUAAAGAUUCAUCCAUCGACAGUCCUAUAAAGCAAGGAUUUGAAACCACCAAUACUGGGUUUACCCCGGGAGAAGAGAACCUGAUAGAUUUCAUCUGGACCAACAGAUCCUUCAAGUAUCAUGAGGUUUUAUCACAUGAUGUGGGUCAAGGUUUAUUCAGCGAUCACCGUCCAGUGUUAGCUGUAGUCAGUGUUUAG
Messenger RNA from Yamadazyma jaroonii, 843 nucleotides. NCBI's taxonomy places the organism in Eukaryota, Fungi, Ascomycota, Pichiomycetes, Serinales, Debaryomycetaceae. The record is from the annotation of a GenBank genome assembly.